CACCAGCCCAGCCAUCGUCGUUUGCUCUCAAACAGUCAUCAUUUCGGGACACUUCCUGGGCGACGGGGGACACGUUUUUGGGAGCAGACACAUUCUUUAUCACUGUCUAGAUGGCUUCUAAGAGACCCGCUGAAGGUUCGAUGGCCACAGCGUCCACUUCGAAGCGCCAGAAAUGGUCUGGCGACGUCGAUGAAUACAUGGAUGUAGAGGAGUACGUUAGUGACUCGGGCGCCGAGUCCUCUUCCCUCGUUCCGCGUGGAACGACUAUCAAUUUCAGCGCUCUCACUCGCAAACUUGCGGAGGCGCGUCGAGCGAGGAACACCAGUGCAGCGGCGGAUGGAGAGGGAAGCAUGUUAGAUGCACACCGUCGUCAGCAAGAUAGCCUUGUCUCCCAUAUCUUCAUGCAACAUGAUUUUUCGUGGUUGCAUCUGAAACCUGAUCACGCUUCACGACCACUCUGGAUCAGCCCAGAAGAUUGCCACAUUAUUCUUGAGGCCUUUUCGCCCAUUGCUGAGCAAGCCCAGGAUUUCCUUGUAGCUAUCAGUGAACCUGUUAGCAGACCGGCCUUCAUACACGAGUAUAAACUUACACCCUACUCGCUGUACGCUGCGGUUUCUGUGCCUGUCCCGGAGAGCAUCACAAGCUUGAUCCGCGAACGAACGCACUCGUAUGGGAAAGUGAAGCUUGUGCUCAAACAUAACAAGUAUUACAUAGAAAGCACCUAUCCUGAGACCCUUCAGUUUCUCCUCAAAGACAAAACGAUUCGCGACGCUCGAGUCGCCACGGACGACGCUAUGAAGGGCUUCGCGACCGCUAAGGCACCCAUUAAGGGCAAUCUGGUUAUACCUGGCACACGGGAAGCUGAGAAGAAGAGGGAUGAGGCUACAGCUGGUCGACCCGGAGUUCCACCGGCGGCGGCAGGCUCAAGGGAUGGUGAUCUCUUUACCUCGAUAGUUGGGGUGGAGGGCGAUGAAAUUGACGAAGAUGACGAGAAUGUCCAUGCUUUCGAAAUUGACGAUGCCAAAAUCGAUGACGUCAAAAAGCGGUGCAACGAACUCGAAUAUCCCAUGUUGGAAGAAUACGACUUCCGGAACGAUACCAUUAACCCGAACUUGGAUAUCGACCUGAAACCAGCCACGGUCAUCAGACCAUAUCAGGAGACGAGUCUGAGCAAGAUGUUUGGAAACGGUCGUGCUCGUUCCGGGAUUAUUGUUCUUCCGUGUGGGGCGGGGAAAACAUUGGUGGGAAUCACUGCGGCAUGCACAAUCAAGAAAUCCUGCCUCGUUCUUUGUACGUCAUCUGUGUCCGUUAUGCAAUGGAGGCAGCAAUUCAUGCAGUGGUCCAAUGUAACCGACCGCCAAAUUGCUGUCUUCACGGCCGACCAGAAGGAGAGGUUUGCCGGUGAGAGUGGCAUUGUCAUUUCUACGUAUUCCAUGGUUGCAAAUACCCACAAUCGGUCGCACGAGUCCAAGAAGAUGAUGGAAUUCCUUACCUCGCGCGAAUGGGGGUUCAUCUUGCUGGACGAGGUCCAUGUCGUGCCUGCAGCAAUGUUCCGACGAGUGGUCACGACCAUUAAGGCGCAUUCGAAACUUGGUUUGACAGCAACACUCGUCAGGGAAGAUCAGAAGAUAGAGGAUUUGAACUACAUGAUUGGACCCAAACUCUACGAGGCAAAUUGGAUGGAUCUCGCUGCCAAAGGUCACAUCGCGAACGUGCAGUGUGCUGAGGUAUGGUGUCCGAUGACACCUGAGUUCUACAGAGAGUAUCUUCGGGAACAGUCCCGCAAACGGAUGCUUCUGUAUUGCAUGAACCCAAAGAAGUUCCAAGCCUGCCAGUUUUUAAUCAACUAUCAUGAGUCCCGAGGAGACAAGAUCAUCGUCUUUUCUGACAACGUCUACGCUCUGGAGGCAUACGCAAAGAAACUGAGAAAACCGUAUAUCCAUGGAGGGACUGGGCAGGUUGAGCGGAUGCGCGUGUUGCAGUGGUUCCAGCAUGAUUCGAACGUAAACACGAUCUUCCUCUCCAAGGUUGGCGAUACGUCAAUAGAUCUGCCAGAAGCCACUUGCCUCAUUCAAAUCAGUUCGCACUUCGGGUCGCGGCGACAAGAGGCCCAACGAUUAGGUCGCAUCUUGCGGGCAAAGCGCCGUAACGACGAGGGAUUUAACGCGUUCUUCUAUUCGUUGGUGUCGAAGGACACCCAGGAGAUGUUUUACAGUACGAAGCGCCAGCAAUUCCUCAUCGACCAGGGGUACUCGUUCAAGGUCAUCACGCACCUCGAUGGGCUGGAAGAUCUACCUGAUCUCGUGUACAAGACCAAGGACGAACAGAUAGAGCUAAUAUCGUCCGUGCUGUUGGCGAACGAGAGCGAGGCAGAGCUUGGGUCGGAUAUCCGCGCGUCCGAGGGGGACCUCUCCGGGACCAUUACCUCGAAAGAUUUCGGCCCUGCGAAGUUUCCGACGGUGCAAAGGACGACGGGCUCGCUUACCGCGCUCAGUGGUGCCCAGCAUAUGUCGUAUAUGGAGCAGAAUAAAUCUGCAAACAAGAAGCUUGCACGGGAUGCACCGCAACGCCACAAAUUGUUCUCGAAGCGUGACAAGGAGAAGGCAGCUGCGAGGAAGGAAGCCAGGGCAGCGGGACGAGCACAGUAAGAGAUCUGUGUAGUAGAUGGUAUCGUACUAUGACACGUUUUACGCUAAUACGACCGUCCAUUGCCUGUCAGUUGAUCCGAAAGCGACCACCGGGGAGUAAGAGCUGAACGAGGUGGGGUCAUGUGUCUGAACCACAUGUGUGAUGGCAAAGGAUCACCGGGACUUGGGAUGCUUUUGUUGGGCUGGUAGUACACCCAGCAAAUAAACAGGGUGUGUUGUGACACGAGGACCGUAUCCUAAAAGGGAUCGUGACGAUGGUAGUAGAUGUGCCACCAGCAAACUCAAACGACGGAUGCGGAAUUCAGUUCUUGCGACGGAGCUCCACGCAUGUCCGGGAUGGGGAGCAGUGAUAACGAAAUGAUGGGGGUGCUCACAGCCCCAACGACGGGCCAACGUCGUCCGACGCGUGGUCUCGGCGCCUCGUUGGGGGAG
Pisolithus orientalis is the source of this 3080-nucleotide messenger RNA. Its product is annotated as P-loop containing nucleoside triphosphate hydrolase protein. Gene Ontology annotation, cellular component: transcription factor TFIIH holo complex; transcription preinitiation complex; nucleotide-excision repair factor 3 complex. The record is from RefSeq and is a predicted model, not a curated record. Gene Ontology annotation, biological process: transcription initiation at RNA polymerase II promoter; nucleotide-excision repair. The transcript is spliced from 14 exons. Bases 111 to 2648 code for a protein of 845 amino acids. NCBI's taxonomy places the organism in Eukaryota, Fungi, Basidiomycota, Agaricomycetes, Boletales, Pisolithaceae. Gene Ontology annotation, molecular function: 3'-5' DNA helicase activity; ATP binding; DNA binding.